This is a messenger RNA of Anopheles aquasalis, 3251 nucleotides long. RefSeq names its product zinc finger protein 271-like. Gene Ontology annotation, biological process: regulation of transcription by RNA polymerase II. Gene Ontology annotation, cellular component: nucleus. The record is from RefSeq and is a predicted model, not a curated record. Gene Ontology annotation, molecular function: DNA-binding transcription activator activity, RNA polymerase II-specific; RNA polymerase II cis-regulatory region sequence-specific DNA binding. NCBI's taxonomy places the organism in Eukaryota, Metazoa, Arthropoda, Insecta, Diptera, Culicidae.
GACGGCAACGGGAACGACCAGAUUGCACCUAAUCGGAACAGCUCAAAUCCGGAACGUCUGCGUCCGUGCAAUAAAACAAGUGGCCCUGUUGUGCCUAGCAGUCUGUGAGUCAAAGUUACCAGCUAUCGGGUCGGGUCGGGUUCCCAUGUGGAUCACUUGAAUCGAAGACAAAAGAACCAGCGAAGCACUCAACAAAAUAAUAGAAAGUCACAAUAAUUGGAUCAUUUGGCCAUAGUACCCGCGACCUCUAAGAUAGCCGGAAGCUGGAUUCAUGAUCCGUACUGAGAUAAAUAUUCAUUGAAGAAGAAGAACGAGAAUCCCAUUGUGAGAGUAGAAAUCGUUGUAGAAACAGGGAUAUUCUGAUCAUUUUUCUCUUUUUCGUGCGCCGUAAGAACAAACUAUACUCUCAUCGUCGUUCUCGUUGGUAGAUACCGACAUUCGGUUUUAAUCAUCCGAUUUCCGUGUAAAUUUGUGCGUGUUGCUUGUUUUCUGCUAUCUUUUCCAUCUUCCGAUUACGCAAGACCAGACGAAACACAAAGUAUCCACCUAAAAUGCUGCGGCUCCGACAUGUAAUUCCGUCUAAUAAUGAUGUAGAAGAGAUCUACAUCGUGAAACAAGAGGUGGACAACGAGGCGUGCUUGAUCCUCGACCCUUUCCUCGAUGAAGCUGCUACGCGCGAGUCCGCCCGGUCGAGAGUCGAAGAAGUGGACGUCAAGGAGGAACCGGCUGGUUCAAGGAAUGAUUCGGGUUAUCCUUACACGACGGAAUGUGACGCCGGCUCGGAUGCGCUUUGCGAGAUGAAGGAUGCGAAGGACGGAGCUGACGAACAACAUGCUGGUAAAGACGACUGCAUCAAGAGCGAAUCAGCGGAAAGUGGUUCUGAGGCGAGCAUGAAGCAAGAAGCAUCUUCUGCCAGUGAUGAAGACUUGGCACUGCACCGCGUUCGAGGAAAAGUCAAGGAAAAAACGGAACCUGUCUGUUCCAGUGCUGUUGGCCAAGAUAGGCUGGAAAAGGAUACCACAACGAGGUGUUACAUCUGCCGAAAAGAUUGGGGACAAAGGAAGAACCUGAUGCGUCAUCUCAAGAUCGAACAUCAACACCAAUUGCCGUUUAAGUGCAGCAUGUGCGUAUCGGACCCGAUAAAUAAUUUGAAUAGACUUAACAUGCACCAUUUACAACAUGAUCCAACGUUAAGGAGACGUUGUUUGUAUUGCCCGGCAAGAUUUUCGUGCGGACAAGCCGUUAGUAGGCAUAUGAGAAAGCAGCAUAGUUCGCAAUAUAGCAUUGAUGCCCAAAAGAAACGGCGAUUCAUGUGUCGCUACUGCGAGCAAACGUUUACCAAGAAGUUUGAUUUGGAGAAACACGAGAAGAAACACUUUCUGUCCGAGCCGGACAGGUACAAGCGAGAACUGGAGUGCUUUAUCUGCAACGAUUAUAGGGGAGACUCCCGCGACGAGUUGAACGAACAUUUUGGACUGCAUUCUGAUUUGUUGCCCUACAAAUGUGAUAAGUGCGACGAUAAGCUGAUUAAUUCUGCCCGGGUACUUUGUGAGCAUUUGCGGCAGCAUGCGGAAGGAUUGGCAAUCAAAUGCGUCUAUUGCGACGAACGGUUUGUUACGUUGGCCGAUUGUCAGCACCACGAAGAAAAGGUUCACCAGCAGGAGAUGCAAAUAGAUGAGCAGCAAGAGGCCAAAAUACAAGCGGAAAUCCACAACACUGAGGUAGUGGUGGUCGAAGGCCAGAAACGUUUCCAAUGCAACCAUUGCGAUCGGUCAUAUACGCUACUUAGUACGCUACGAAGACACCAGCAAGUUCAUCAACAUAGCUCCAAGGAUAAGAAUUUCAUGUGCCAGUACUGUAGCAAAGUGUUCAGAAAAGCUACUUCGCUCGUGACGCAUCAGGAACGCAACCAUGACGCCGAUAAUUCCUUUUCCUGUGACAUUUGCUGCAACCGAUUUAAGGAGCAGAGGCUGCUGAUGGAGCAUAAAAGAAUGCAUUCUGACGAUAAACCAUACAUUUGUGAUGUAUGUGGAAAAUGCUUCCGCAUUCGACAAGUGUUGAAAGAACAUAAAUUGAGUUGUUUUGGAGCGGAAGAUGCUCAACCCUGCUUCUGUCGGUUUUGCAUGGUCACUUUUGAAAAUCUGUCUGUAGCUUUAGCUCAUGUAAGGGCCGCACAUGAAUCAGAUAUUCCCGAAACAAAGUGCCGUUCGUGUGAUUUGAUCUUUCGGGAUGCAGAAUCUUUAGUAGAACACGAAUUUCGACAUAAUCUGCCCGGUAUAAUAACGUGCAAAGUGUGCAAUCGCAUUUUCAAGCAUCACAAGAAUCUCAUGCGUCACAUUAAGAUGCAUGCCGACCAACCUGUUCCUUACAUGUGUGAUCUGUGCGGAAAAACGUUCACACAAAAGGGUUCACUUACUAUCCACCGACGAAUACAUACUGGUGAGCGACCAUUUUCGUGCGAGCUUUGCCAGAAAGGUUUCGUCGAUAAAAAAGAGAUGCGACGUCAUUACACGUCCCAUUUUAAUCCCCAAAGUAAGCUAUAUAUACCGGAAGCGCAUAGUUUAGCCACACCGCCAGAGGCUGGCCCAACGGGGAAAAAGUAUAAAACUUACAACUGUAAAAUCUGUAGUCGCCAAUUUACUUCCAGCUCAAACUUGGCUAAGCAUGUCACAACUCAUACCGGAGAAAAAAAGUACAUGUGUGAAUUUUGCGACAAACGCUUUAGCCAGGGAGGACAAUUGACGGUACAUCGUCGGAUUCAUACAGGUGAACGACCUUUUGCAUGUGAAAGUUGUGGGGAUAGAUUCCUGGAUGGUAGCAGCUUCAAACGCCACAAAACUCAAAAUCUUUGUAAAAUAAACAAAAUAGCAGUAUCUUCACAUUUGAAAAUCGAUGCAAUAUCAGGUUACGGCCUUGGCAACGCUAUAGUUGCAGCAAACCAACUACUGACAAUAUCAAAAGACGAAUUACUGCCACAUGCAUCCGGAGUCGCAGCCGCUUGUCUUCCAGCAAUGCCCUCUACACCGUCUAUAGUAACUUCAUUAUCCUCCACUCACUUAAUGUAAUAUGUAAGAUUAUUGCCUCAAGGCUUUUGUAUCAAUUAAGUCUAUUUUAAAUGAAUUGAAAAUGAUGUCUUAUGCAAUUAAAAUGAUAACCUCUCCCGGGUUUCUGCAGCAUUUAACGUUAGUGAGUUUUAAUUUGUUGCAAGAUUAUGUAUACGAAAUAUAUAUACUUGGAAUUGAACAAUAAGA